CUCCUCGAUGCCUUCAUGGGCUACGUCGCCACAUUCUUCCUCCACGGCGGCGGAAAGGCUCAAUUGAAGCAUCACAGCAUGUCGGUCUACACAGCGACGGGCUUGGCAGCAGGACGCCGUCACGCCCAUCCGCACUCUGGUGCUUCAACCUUUGCACUCCACGACACAGCCAUAUACCCUUGCGACUGCUACCGACGAGUGCCCCGGCGAAGUUUCUACAACUACUUUGUAACCCACUUGCCGUCGUCUUCCCUACACCCCGAUUCGAGGUCGUCAAGCGGCCCCCAUCACAAGCUCCCACGGUCUGCUUCGACACCACACACUCCCGGCCCUGGCUCCUCGCCGGCUGUGUCACCCCCAAACAUGCCCAGUCGCGACCUGACCGUCGUCCGUAUACCUCUGCGGAGUGCCAAGCACCACUUCGGCGUCUCCAACCUGCGCGGGCAACGGGGAUAUAACGAGGACACGCACCAGGCGGGCACAAUUGGAAUGCCUGCCUUCGCCAAACGAGCCCCUGUCAGUCUAGUACGCAGCCAGAUGUCCAGGUCUGAGGGCACGAGUGCCGACAGUGCCUUUGGGGACCCCCAAAUCUUCUACUUUGGUGUGUUUGAUGGCCACGGCGGGAGCCAGUGCAGCGAGUUCCUCCGUGACGAGCUUCACGGGUACAUCGAAGAGGCUGCAACCGAGUUCCGCCUGCAGAGCAGCUUGCAAAAGCAAAACCAGACCUCAGCGGAGCAAGCCCAGACAAGCAAACCAGAGCCAGUUGACACAACCAUCAGUUCACUCCCAGACAAGGAGACGACACUGAACCGGGUCGAGAUGAAGAGCGCCGAAGAAGUCCAGGAUAAGCUCAGGGUCCCGGACAUUGUUGACGGCUGCGUGAAAGAGCAGGCCCCCCACAUUGAGCCCCUCCCGAGCAAAGAGCCUCUGGCAGCAAAUGUAGAUAUUGACAAGGCCAUCAAGCUUGAGUCGGAGCUUGUAGAAGAAUACAGGAACACGGUGGGGGGGUAUUUCCGGCGUUUUCGCCCCAAGCACUUUAGCAUACCCGAAGUCCCCAGGCCAGGAUCAUCACCGUCGCCCGACGGCUCGGUGGUCUCGAAGCCAGUGAGCCUGGAGUCGGUCCUGACGUACGCCUUUCUCCGGGCCGACCUCGACUUCAUCACGGCGCAGGCUCGGAAGCCGGACCCUGACGACCCGUACGUGUCCGACUUCCCGCUCAACCGCGACGAGAUCCUCGGCAGCCCACACCUCCCACCGUCGGGGCACGGCAUAGGCGGGUCGGUGCGCUUUAAGGGCGGCUCGACGGCCUCGGUCGCCCUCAUCUCGACGCCGACGCCCGCACCCUUCUGGCACCCGGGCGCGCACAGCACGCUGGUGGUGGCGCACGUGGGCGACACGCGCAUUCUGCUGUGCGAGACGGCUACGGGCCUGCCGCGCCCGCUGACGAGCGACCACCACCCGUCGUCGCCGACCGAGUCGCGGCGGCUGCGGCGCUUCGCCGAGUCGCUCGUCACGGACUCGUUUGGCGAGGAGCGCAUCCAGGGGCUCGCCAACAGCCGCGCCUUUGGCGACAUGCAGAGCAAGCGCAUCGGCGUCUCGGCGGAGCCCGACGUGUCGCGCGUCGAGCUCGGCCCCGCCCAGUACUCGUUCCUCGUCCUCGUGAGCGACGGCGUCAGCGGCACCCUCGCCGACCAGGAGAUUGUCGACGUCAUCAAGGAGGCCCGCACCCCCGACGAGGGCGCCCGCCACGUCGUCGAGCUCGCCACCGAGAUCUCGGCAGACGGUGAUAAUGCGACCUGCCUCGUCGUCCGCCUCGGCGGCUGGGAGCGCCGCAGCGAGGGCGGCGUCGGCAGCCUCGGUACAAAGGAGAUUCGCGACAUUCGCCGCGCCGAGGCCCUCGAUCCCCGGAGAGGGAGACGGUGA
This is a messenger RNA of Lasiosphaeria miniovina, 1923 nucleotides long. RefSeq names its product phosphatase 2C-like domain-containing protein. Gene Ontology annotation, biological process: protein dephosphorylation. Lineage: Eukaryota; Fungi; Ascomycota; Sordariomycetes; Sordariales; Lasiosphaeriaceae. Gene Ontology annotation, molecular function: cation binding; [pyruvate dehydrogenase (acetyl-transferring)]-phosphatase activity. The annotation marks the transcript as partial. Gene Ontology annotation, cellular component: mitochondrion. The record is from RefSeq and is a predicted model, not a curated record. The transcript has a single exon.